UCGUAUCGACCAGACCAGCCGCUAAAGAGUAAAGAGGACAAGAUGGCAAACGAUUGCGGCGAUUCCGAUAAAAGAUUUCAGCCUGCUUCAAUGUACUUUAAAUUGGACAGUGCAAUGAUGGUGGAUAGAGAUAGUGAUUCUGCCACUGCCGAUAACGAGGUUUCCAAGCCAUUUGAGUCCGCUAGCAUGUUUUUUCCGGUCGAUGCUCAAGGAGUGAUUCAGCUGAAACUGCUGCCGCCAUUAGUCUGCAUAUUACAUCAUGUGGAUUUUAAGAACAAUCCUGGCAAGAGACGCGAAGGAAGCUCACAGGAUGUGGAGGCUUUGAAGAAAACGUUUGGCAGCCUAAAGUGCCAGAUUAUAGAAGUUCCUAAUCCGACAUUAGCUGUGGUUAAGGAGAAAGUUGCAGAAUUGGCUUUGAAGGAAUUCGACCAACUGUCCGGCCUGGUCAUUAUAAUCUUGAGCCAUGGCGAGCGAAAGGAGAAGAUCGAAUCGUGCGACGGUCAGAUGUACGACUUGGAUGAUGAUGUACUGUUUCCACUUCGCGACAAUAGCACCCUGAAGGGCAAACCCAAAAUCCUAAUAGUCCAGGCGUGCAAGAACAAAAGGCUUGAGGCGGAUUCUUCGAGAAUUGAACCGGAUCACUCUUACUAUAUGAAGUGCUACAGCACCACCGAGGGUAUGAAAAGCUAUCGUGAUCCAGUUGAGGGAUCGAUUUUCAUACAAACCCUGUGCACUGCAAUGGAUCAGCAUGCCCUUACAAAGGAUUUUAAGGUCAUUAUGGAGGAAGUAAACGCUAUGGUCGAGAUAGAAUCCGCACGAACGGGAUAUAGGCAAGUACCAGCAUUAUUAUUUUCACCAUGGACACCAUACUGUUUUGGAGAUUAUGAACUGCAUUUGCAACUGCAACUGCAGCAGUCAGGUAAUAAAACACAGUAUGAAAUGCUUUGUGGAUUGCCAAAUUGCUUGUAUGAGGGAGUUCCCCGAAGCUGUGGACAGCAGCCAGUUCAUAAAUAAAUGCCUAUUGUGCACAUUUGAUUCAUGGAUUAGGUCAGCAGAUAACCGAAGUUCAGGCAGAAGAUUGUGCAGUACUCACGGAUAACCUCAAUGAUAAUAUUUUAUUUUUAUUUUAAAGAUAACAAUAACAUUAUAAAAAAAUCUCAAGUGAACCCUAAUAGUAUCUUAUGAUUUUUAUAAUCUUAUAAUAU
Molecule: messenger RNA, 1205 nt
Organism: Drosophila subpulchrella
Lineage: Eukaryota; Metazoa; Arthropoda; Insecta; Diptera; Drosophilidae
Gene: Damm
Product: caspase-14
Exons: 7
Coding region: 43-1014 (323 amino acids)
Biological process (GO): apoptotic process; proteolysis
Cellular component (GO): cytoplasm
Source: RefSeq, a predicted model, not a curated record